Messenger RNA from Pecten maximus, 912 nucleotides. Its product is annotated as coagulation factor V-like. The record is from RefSeq and is a predicted model, not a curated record. NCBI's taxonomy places the organism in Eukaryota, Metazoa, Mollusca, Bivalvia, Pectinida, Pectinidae. The transcript has a single exon. Bases 1 to 912 code for a protein of 303 amino acids.
AUGGCAGUUACUUACACCCUUCCAAGGCAUCCCCAGAUCUCAUCGUCUCUCCAGCCAUCCCCAGAUCUCAUCAUCUGUCAAGCCAUCCCCAGAUCUCAUCGUCUCUCAAGCCAUCCCCAGAUCUCAUCGUCUCUCCAGCGAUCCCCAGAUCUCACCGUCUCUCAAGCCAUCCCCAGAUCUCAUCGUCUCUCAAGCCAUCCCCAGAUCUCAUCGUCUCUCAAGCCAUCCCCAGAUCUCAUCGUCUCUCAAGCCAUCCCCAGAUCUCAUCAUCUGUCAAGCCAUCCCCAGAUCUCAUCGUCUCUCCAGCCAUCCCCAGAUAUCAUCGUCUCUCAAGUCAUCCCCAGAUAUCAUCGUCUCUCCAGCCAUCCCCAGAUCUCAUCGUCUCUCCAGCCAUCCCCAGAUAUCAUCGUCUCUCAAGCCAUCCCCAGAUCUCAUCGUCUCUCCAGCCAUCCCCAGAUCUCAUCGUCUCUCAAGCCAUCCCCAGAUCUCAUCGUCUCUCAAGCCAUCCCCAGAUCUCAUCGUCUCUCCAGCCAUCCCCAGAUCUCAUCGUCUCUCAAGCCAUCCCCAGAUCUCAUCAUCUCUCAAGCCAUCCCCAGAUCUCAUCAUCUCUCAAGCCAUCCCCAGAUCUCAUCGUCUCUCCAGCCAUCCCCAGAUCUCAUCGUCUCUCAAGCCAUCCCCAGAUCUCAUCGUCUCUCCAGCCAUCCCCAGAUCUCAUCAUCUCUUCAGCCAUCCCCAAAUCCCAUCACCUCCAAAUCCCAUCAUCUCUCCAGCCAUCCCCAGAUCUCAUCGUCUCUCAAGCCAUCCCCAGAUCUCAGCAUCUCUUCAGUCAUCCCCAGAUCCCAUCACCUCAAAAUCUCACCAUCUCUCAAACCAUCCCCAGAUCUCACCAUCUCUCUUCUCUACACCCUUUGA